UCCGCUUGCUCACUUCUCUCCUUUUCCUCAGCAGAGCGAAUAGUUCCGAGUUUUCCUCGUAGCCAAGUCACUUAUUGAGUCAGCCAACUUUCUCCAAGAGAGAAGUAGGGCGAAGAGAAAGAAAAGUAACUUUCGUAAGAAAGAUAUCAAGCAAGUUGACCGCAUAAAAGUUGCACGGGGAAAAUAUUCUGAACUAGAUCUGUCCAGUCGAUUCAUCCUCUUUUUCAGCCCAGAGAGAGUGAGUCGAGUCUCUGGUGGUCUUUUUAUUGCACCAAUCGACCCCAAUUCAUACAUUACUUGUUGCCACUACGGACUUCCUGGAAGUAAAAGUUUUGUGCGUCGUUUCCUUGCAUGUCUCACCGUGAUUUGUGCAUAUUUAUCGUGGGAGUGAGAGUUUAGGAGUAAAUUGGUGUCAUAAAUUGCGUGUUUGAGAGGAGAAAGUACUAUAUAUUGGGCUGAUUUAGUAUUACUUUGUGUACAUUUUGGCACAGUAUGUAAAUGAGGCAAGAAUUACUGCUAAAUACAUUUACAAACAGAUUGAUUAAUAACGCAUUUUGAAUAGUUACUACUUUGUCCAUAUUUUGACACGAUACCCUUAGAAUUCCGGAUAAGAUCUUAUCAAUGAAAAAUAUGGAGCGAAUCAGAGCCCGACCGAUUGUUAAACAGUUUCGGCGAGGGUUUAGAAAGCCGUCGAUAAAAAUCACCGUUUCGGCCGACACUCCUCCCGAACUUUAUAAUAAUUCGUCCCCGGCAAGGACACCUUCUCCACAAACGGUUAUCAAAAGGGUGUUGACCUUUGGCCCGGGUCCGGACGGGAUUCAGUACGACGACGAGAAUAAUGACGAGGCUUUCACUCGAAUCACGGUGGAUGACUCGGUCGUGGACUUUCCGAAUUGUGUAGACUUUGGGAUCAAGGACUUUCUCUGUUAUAAAGAUGAGAUCGACCUCGAACUCUCCAGCGACGACACGAGCUUCCUCGAAGCCACGCCACCCCAUCGCUUUUCCGAUUCCGAGCUAGAAAGUCAAAUCGAGAUUAUGUCCAUCACUCUGGACAACGUGUUAAACCUCUACCCAAAAAGAUCGAGCUUCUCCAAAGACGACAACUUCACCUUUGACCUUCUCCGCCUGGAGAAUCAAAUGAUAUCCGACAUCGACCAGGACGACACGCGGCGUCGUUUUGAGGAUGAAAACGCGGCCAGAAUUCGAAAUUUCAGUAUCACCACGACCACCACCAGCGCCGCCGGGGGGAGACGGUUGCCCCCACCGCCGCGCCCCUUCCGCCGCAACAUUUCCCUACCCGCCUCCAUCUUCAUGUCGUAUCUCAUGGCGGAACAGAAUUUCAAAAAUAAAGAAAAACGCACCAGUCUCCAACAGCAGCCCAAAGAAUUCUUCACCAAUGAACGAUUCAGUUCGAGAAAAUUGACCAAAAUUGAUGGAAGUUAUUCCUCCAAUGAAUCCACCGAGGCGGAAGAAUCAACCAGUCCGAUAAAUGAUACCGGAAAUAACGAGGAAAUUGAUUCUUCCUCCAUGGCGGAGGAGAGUGAAAGUGGCGAUUCAAGAAGGGGGGGAGGAGCGGAUACCCCCCUUUCCGCGCAGAAUGCCGACCUGGGCGCGAUGAUUAUGAGUGGCGCGGAAUCCGGGGAGGAGGAAUUGGACCGGGAGGAUGAACAGGCUCAACAAGCUUUCACUUCGGAUAUUGAGAGAAAGUCGUUGGUCUUGAGGUACAUGAGGAAACUCGUGAGGCAAGAUACCUCAGGGAAUUUUGCUCCGCCGGAUUAUUGCAUUUGAAUGAAAACCUGGAUAUUUUUAUGAUUGGAUGUGUCUAAUGGGUGAUGGAACGAGGAAUCAGGUUUUGGAGUUUACACUCUUAAAAAAAAUGUUACUAUUUUGAAAAGUGAAUCCACUCCGAAUUCGGAAUUUAAGCAAAUUAUGUAUACUAAAUCUAGAGGAAACUUUACUCUUUAUUAACAAUGCGAUGGUGUGAAGUGUAACCCUCCGAUUUGGUUGAAAUUUC
This is a messenger RNA of Folsomia candida, 2014 nucleotides long. RefSeq lists its product as uncharacterized. Bases 622 to 1788 code for a protein of 388 amino acids. NCBI's taxonomy places the organism in Eukaryota, Metazoa, Arthropoda, Collembola, Entomobryomorpha, Isotomidae. The transcript is spliced from 3 exons. The record is from RefSeq and is a predicted model, not a curated record.